AUGCCUGAAGCAACACCACUUACCAUUCGUCCCUCGUCUGUCUAUAUUUCUUCAUCCAUCUACACCUCUUCGCCCACAUCUUUCGUUCGCUCCACUUCCACCCACGAAAUCUCCAAACCUACUUUUUCUCCCACUCCACGUCUUCAGUCCUCUUCCGCCUUAACACGCCCGAGCACCAUCUAUACAUCUGCAAACAUCGAUCAAUCAUUCAAGGCAAUCCGUCGUCAACGAACCCGGAAGUCCAAUAAUAAUCCCUCUCGUCGCGAUGGUGAAGAGUGCUAA
Molecule: messenger RNA, 282 nt
Organism: Acaulospora colombiana
Lineage: Eukaryota; Fungi; Glomeromycota; Glomeromycetes; Diversisporales; Acaulosporaceae
Source: the annotation of a GenBank genome assembly